This is a messenger RNA of Radiomyces spectabilis, 1090 nucleotides long. RefSeq names its product ubiquitin-conjugating enzyme/RWD-like protein. The record is from RefSeq and is a predicted model, not a curated record. NCBI's taxonomy places the organism in Eukaryota, Fungi, Mucoromycota, Mucoromycetes, Mucorales, Radiomycetaceae. Gene Ontology annotation, molecular function: ubiquitin conjugating enzyme activity. The transcript has 6 exons. Gene Ontology annotation, biological process: protein polyubiquitination. Gene Ontology annotation, cellular component: nucleus. The coding region runs from base 280 to 918 and encodes 212 amino acids.
GCUCGGACUGCCUUGCAACUUCCGGUUCGGACAAGUUGCAACACAAGUCACCGUUCCGUAGAUUUUUUGGAAAGGUUUCUUCCCCAGCUCAGAUUUCACCUGAAAUGUGUAAAUUUUUUUUUUUCCUCACUUCUUCUUGUUGAUCUUUCUUUCAAUCGGGGACAUCAAAGCAACUGGUUGAUCUUUGUUUAACCGUUUACAUCCAUUAUAUACCAUAUCAAAGCAUUUCUACGUUUCAUUCUUAUUUCCUAGCAUACCAUAUCAACGGUUUAAUCUAUCAUGAGCUCCACUCGCGCUACCCGCAGCACCACGGCUUCCACCAACGCUUCUAGCCCAACCGCCACCAACAGUGCUUCCAAUGCUACGUCAUCGACGCCUCGUAACACCUCACCGGCCACAUCGAGUGCGGCCUCUUCUCCCUCGACUCCCAAAUCUACCGCAUCCAAGAAGAAGAGUUCUACCAAGACUCUCAGCAGCAGUGCAAAACGUAUUUCCAAGGAAUUAGCUGAGAUCUCCCUUGAUCCUCCUUCCAACUGCAGUGCUGGACCCAAGGGCGAUAACCUGUAUGAAUGGGUCUCUACUAUUGCAGGACCGGCCGGUUCGCCGUAUGCAGGUGGCAUCUUUUUCUUGGAUGUGCACUUUCCACAGGAGUAUCCCUUCAAGCCACCAAAGGUAGUUUUCAGAACACGCAUUUAUCACUGCAAUAUCAAUAGCCAGGGCGCCAUUUGUCUCGAUAUUUUGAAGGACAAUUGGUCUCCGGCCUUGACCAUCUCCAAAGUUCUACUUUCUAUUUGCUCUCUGUUGACGGAUGCCAAUCCUCAUGAUCCUCUUGUGGGCAGCAUUGCUCAGGAAUAUCUCAAUGAUCGUGAAGAACAUGAUCGCGUGGCACGAGAAUGGACGAAACGAUAUGCAUGUUAAUUUGAUGAUGAAUCGCCUCUGUUAUUCAUCUUUACCUUCUUUCUCCUUGCUGUUUUUGAAUAUCAUUUGUGUAAAGUCUCCAUAGAAACAUCAUUUGCUCCCAUGCUCAACAGAUGGUAGUGGCCUUUAUGUUCAUCCUUCGAAUAAAAAAGCUUUUCAUUGUAUCAUAAAA